Aspergillus brunneoviolaceus CBS 621.78 is the source of this 1458-nucleotide messenger RNA. Its product is annotated as flavin-containing monooxygenase. The record is from RefSeq and is a predicted model, not a curated record. Gene Ontology annotation, molecular function: NADP binding; flavin adenine dinucleotide binding; N,N-dimethylaniline monooxygenase activity. Lineage: Eukaryota; Fungi; Ascomycota; Eurotiomycetes; Eurotiales; Aspergillaceae. Bases 1 to 1458 code for a protein of 485 amino acids. The transcript has a single exon.
AUGCAGAAGCACGAAGUCAGAUCUGAUUGGGACAUCAUAAUCGUUGGGGCUGGCUUGGCCGGCAUUAACAUGGCCUAUCGGGUUCAAAACCAGCUGCCUCACUGUCGAUAUCUUGUUAUCGAAAGUAAGAGCACACUAGGCGGCACCUGGGACACGUUUCAUUAUCCUGGCCUCCGCGCAGAUUCCGAUAUCUAUACUUACUCGUAUACUUGGUUUCCAUGGAAUCAGGAGACCAAACACCCCGAUCGGGAAUCAAUCUCACGAUAUUUGGCCGCCGCUGCCAGCUCGUUUCGGCUUUGGAACAACAUUCUUUUCAAUCACAAACUACAUUCGGCACAUUGGUCAAGCAGCUUGCGCCAAUGGGAGCUGGUAUGCCAUCAUCAUCACGAAGCACCACCCUCCGCUGUGGGACUCUGCACAAAAUUUGUCAUCUUCUGCACUGGCAUAUUUGACCACAACGAGGCCCGACCAGCUGAGAUUGCAGGGUUGAAUUCAUUUGCAGGCCCAGUGGUACAUCCCCAGUUCUGGCCCGACGACCUGGACCAUUCGGGUAAACAUAUCUUACUAAUUGGUAGCGGAGCAACGGCCAUGACAUUACUCCCGGAGCUUGCCCAUACUGCUGCAUCGGUGACACUGGUCCAGCGAAGUCCAGGUUACCUCCUUACUCUUCCCGAGAGACGGCAUCGGAAGAACGGAAGUUGGCACUGGAUCCAUCACCUUAAAUGGGUCCUCUGGAUGAUCGUUCUCAAACAGUUUUUCCAGCUCUGUCACUGGUUCCCGGGACUGAUGAAGCGAAUAUGCCUUUCCUGGGCCCGAUGGCAGCUUCCAGUCCAUGUUUCCUUUGACCCUCAUUUUAUCCCCGCAUACAACCCGUGGGAGCAACGGCCCAAUGUCUGUUUUGGAUGGGAUAUGUUCCGAGCCUUGAAAGGUGGACGAGCGCUGGUAGAGACAGGCCGCAUCGCCAAUGUCGACCGACAUGGCAUUAGGCUUCAGUCUGGGAAGUAUCUGCAGGGCGAUAUCAUUGUGACUGCUACGGGACUUAAGCUACAAUUUGCAGGCGGGGCAAGGAUCCUUGUGGAUGAAACCGAGAUCGAUCUUGGGCAAAGGCUUGCUUGGAAUGGCGCCAUGGUCCAAGAUAUUCCAAAUAUGGGCUUUGUCGCUGGGUAUUCGCACACGUCGUGGACGUUGGGGGCUGACAUGCGAGCACAGCUGAUCUGUCGCGUUAUUCGAGAGAUGGAGAAGAACGGUGUGCCUGCUAUGGUACCUCGCUUCAAAGGGAGCGUGCAGGCCAUUGCCCAGCGGCCUGUAUUUUUGAAGUCAUCCUAUAUCUUGGCUCAAGAACAAUGUCUCCCAAGGGUGGGCCGCGAUGGGCCCUGGAAAGCGAGGAACACCUAUCUGACCGACUACCUCUUUAAAAGAUACAGUCGAAGAGUACUUGAAGGACUUGAAUGUGUAUAA